CCCACAUCCACACCAUUGUCCUUCAAAAAUCUGAUAAAAACAAAGUAUUCCACUUAGGUAAACUUGAAGAUUAUCGCAAAAAAUCAGAAGAAUAUAUGAAUAAAACAAAGGCCUACAAAUGUUUAGGUACUGAAGAUCCAUUACCUGAUCUGAUUCGUCGUACCACUAAAUAUCUAUUAGAUUUACGACUAGCCAAGUGGAUUACCCAAAAACAAUAUGAAAAAUUAUGUAUUAAUCCAAAUGAAGUUGAACUGGCUCAUUUAUAUUAUUUACCUAAGGCACAUAAGCCUGGUACUCCUCUUCGUCCAAUUAUAUCUGGUCUUAAACAUCCUACAAUUAAAAUGUCAAAAUUUCUCGACGAAUUACUUAGACCUUUAUUUGAUAAAAUGGCUUCAAAUACAACUGUAACUUCUGGCUUUGAACUAGUAAAACAGUUACAAGAAUGGUCGAGAAAUAAUAUGUGUCAAGAAACUUUAUUUUGUACAAUUGAUGUUGCAGACCUUCAUACAAUGGUUCCACAGACAGAAGGAGUACUGUCAUUAAAGAAAAUGCAAAUAGUUAAACAAAUUAGCAAUAGUGGUGGAUUAUAUUUUCGAUAUAUUGAUGAUAUAUUCUUAACAAUAAAUUGGCCUGCUCGACAUUUAUUGAAACAAAUCAACAGAUGGAAUCAUUUUGAUGAAAAUAUCAAAUUAUCAGAAAAUAUAGGUUCAACAGCUGAUUUUCUUGAUUUACAUGUAGAAAAUCGGAAUGGUCAAUUAGUUACUACAUUUUAUCAAAAGCCAUCCUAUGAACCAUAUUAUUUACCGUUCAAUAGCAUUCAUCCACUGCACAUGAAAAAGAAUAUAAUAUUUACUAUGUCACUUCGUACUAUUAGGUAUUGUUCAACAUUCCAAGAUUAUUUGAAUGAACGGGAAAAAUUAAGAAUGGCACUUUUAUUAAAUAAAUAUCCGAAUAAAUUUAUAGAUGAACAAUUUAAUAAUAUAUUGUCGAAAUUGGAUAUUAUUCAACCAUUAACUGAUAAUAAUUAUACUGAGUAUCGUCAAAGAGUUAUAGAUUCCCCAAUAAAAGAAAAAGUACCAGUUGAUUAUGGAAAGACAAUAUUCGUACACUUUACAUAUUGUUCAAGUAUGAGAAUAUUUCCAAGAAAAUUUCAUACUCUUUGGAAUAAAUAUUUUUGCGAAUCUCCAAUCAAUGAAGUCUUACCUGUUCUUGGUACACGUAAUGUUAAGAAUCUACAACGACAAUUGAUUUAUACGAAAUAA
Rotaria sordida is the source of this 1262-nucleotide messenger RNA. The record is from the annotation of a GenBank genome assembly. NCBI's taxonomy places the organism in Eukaryota, Metazoa, Rotifera, Eurotatoria, Philodinida, Philodinidae.